CGCUACUUUGUUAUUGUGAUCCGGGCAGAGCGCGGCGGACUCCUCCCCCGGGGGGGUUGAAAUGCUGUAUAAAUGCAGCAUCAGCCUGUCAACAACAUGUGUGAAAGCUUAUUGGUACCCAAACAUGAAGGGACUGAGCUUGGUUCUCCUUGUGCUUCUCCUGAUGCUCGCAGUCGGGGAGGGGCAUGAUCCAGAGAUGCAGUACUGGACAUGUGGGUACAGAGGACUCUGCAGACGGUUCUGCUAUGCUCAGGAGUACAUUGUUGGUCAUCACGGUUGCCCUCGACGAUACAGGUGCUGUGCCGUGCGCUCUUAUCACCAGCAUGGGCCCGACGUCUUCAGCGCAGCCUGAAAUCCUGGUAAUUCUUCUGGAAAAAACACUUUACUCUGAAUGAACCCUCUUGGACUCCAGAACGUGCAGUGGAAUCUGACAAUGAGUGCUUUUGGGUGCUCUUUAUUUAGCCGGAUGUCGUUAGAUUAGCUUCACAGCUCUGUUAUGUGGCUAACUGACUAAACCUGUAUGCCACAUUUAAUGACACCAAUACUUUGUGAACAGUGAGUUCCACUCUCUGAAAUGCAGUGUUGCCAAUAAACGCAUGAAAAUAAAUCAA
Messenger RNA from Gasterosteus aculeatus aculeatus (three-spined stickleback), 611 nucleotides. It is a transcript of the gene defbl2, whose product is annotated as defensin, beta-like 2. The record is from RefSeq and is a predicted model, not a curated record. NCBI's taxonomy places the organism in Eukaryota, Metazoa, Chordata, Actinopteri, Perciformes, Gasterosteidae.